Halichondria panicea is the source of this 809-nucleotide messenger RNA. RefSeq lists its product as uncharacterized. NCBI's taxonomy places the organism in Eukaryota, Metazoa, Porifera, Demospongiae, Suberitida, Halichondriidae. The record is from RefSeq and is a predicted model, not a curated record. The coding region runs from base 118 to 597 and encodes 159 amino acids. The transcript is spliced from 3 exons.
CAAUACGUCAUCAGAAUGAAUGCAUUCUUGGAUCUUUAGCUAGCUAGCUAGCGCUGGGAUAAUACUUGAAGACGAAGUAUAAUAAUUUUUGCUAGGUCUAUAUAAUAGAGAGAGAAAAUGGGGAGCAAAGGAAGCAAGCACUCUAAUGUCGAUGUUGAGCAGACGGAUGGUGCAGCUGGCAACUCCACAAUGGCCAGGGCCAUCGCUAAGGGCAGGGUAUAUAUAAUCAUCUCCUAUCCUAACUCUGUGAUUGGAUACGAAGGGGUUGCAUUCAACGACAGUCAGUUUAGGGAGCUGCUGAUGGCACUGCAGGAGCAACUAGCUGACUUUGAAGUGAUAGUCGAUGCCGGAAAAGUGGAUCGGUUCUGUGAAUUCGUGACGUGUCACAAUAGCAACGACCCGAACAAGCUGGUCUCCAAACCGAGAGUUCUGGUGGAGGUCUUCUACACGGGGGUCUAUGCUGGUAUUGAGAAGAAAAAGAUACAGUCAACCGUACAGGAGAUGCUGGACCCUCAGAGCUACUGCUUUAUUGACGUGCGGUGUGAGAUGGGACGUUACCACACGACCAACCACUUAGAGACAUUGCUUAGAGUAUGAACUUCCCGUCGCCUAUUCAUCAUCUGACCUGAUUUUCAGAACUCUGCCUCGAUUCAGGACUCGUGUUUUCUUAAUUUUGUAUAUACAUGUUUGCGUGUACCUGAUUGUACUUUCUGUUUCAGUUAGGUUUAUUUAUACUAUUUGUUAUGUCCACCAAAUUUUUGUUUGCUAUGCAGAUUUGCUGUUCGUGGAUAAUAAUGAUCUUAUUAGUC